AUGCCAGAGACUGACCUUCAGUCCAAUGCCCUCGGAUCUGCCGCGGCAGGAAUUUUCAGCCGGUGUCUCACACAUCCGUUGGAUACCGCCAAGGCACGACUGCAGGCUCUGCCAAUAAGUCAUGGCCCAACACAAUCUUCCAAAUGUCGAGGAGGAACCAGCGGAACCUAUAGUGUUUUGCGAACCAUGGCUCGAAGCGAAGGCAUGGCUAGUUGGUAUCGAGGAUUUGGUGCUGUGUUGGUGGGUGGGACGCCUGGUACGAUACUCUAUCUUUGCAGCUAUGAUAUCAUCAAGAACCAACUGAACAAAGUGCUGAAUGGCGAGACAACUACCUCGAACAAUACAAGAAGCAGUCAACAAGAUAGCUUUGCCGUGUACCUUGCGUCGGGCAUGCUUGCCGAAGCAAUUGCAUGCACCAUUUAUGUUCCUGUGGACGUGGUCAAGGAGCGGAUGCAAGUGCAAUCUUCUAGUAGCAGCAGUAUUAGAAGUACCAAUCGCCUUGCAUACAAAUCGAGUUGGGAUGCUCUCGUCACAAUUGGCAAACAAGAAGGACUUUCGGGGAUCUACAAGGGCUACGGUGCAACAAUGACUAGUUUUGGACCAUUUUCAGCAUUAUAUUUCGUCUUUUACGAAGACUUGAAGAGUCGAUCGAGGAAGUACAACAAUCAAUCCAACGAAAUCAAUUCUGCGGGAUCGAAAAAGGGAGACGACUUGCCCAUGCCUUGGAUCGUUGGCAGCAGUGCCACAGCAGGGGCUUUGGCUUCUUUCAUUACUUCUCCUUUGGACAUGGCAAAGCUUCGGUUGCAAAUACAGCGGGGUUCAGCUGCAAGCAUGACUUCUACUUCUAGUACAGAAGCCAUCAAUAUGGUUCGAUAUCGAAGUAUGCGGGACUGUCUUUCUCAAGUAUUCCAACGAGAAGGAAUACAGGGCUUGUUUCGAGGAGCUGGAGCUCGAGUCUUGCAUUUUGUGCCAGCGACCACUGUCACCAUGACAUGCUACGAAUCAUGCCGAUCUUUCUUUUACAAACGACUGAACCCUUGA
This is a messenger RNA of Cylindrotheca closterium, 1041 nucleotides long. The record is from the annotation of a GenBank genome assembly. NCBI's taxonomy places the organism in Eukaryota, Bacillariophyta, Bacillariophyceae, Bacillariales, Bacillariaceae.